UGCUACUUUAAUUUUCACACCAUCAGCUGAUGUAUUUCUCCUUAAGUACCUUCUUCUCUUAAGAAGCUGUUUUCUGGCAAGUCAGAAUUUUUCUUUCUCUUACUUUAUUCUUUGUUACUAUUCUCUCUCUCUCUCUUUUUUUUUUGCCCAAGUCUCCAAACUUAGUUUGGUUGGCUGAAGCAGUAAAAGAACAAGGGAAUAAAAUCUUCAAGAGUGACUAAUUAAUGGAAAUUUUUCCAGUCUAGAUACCAUUCUCUACAGAUGAAGCACCAUGUCUUUGUGCAACUCAACAAUGGACUUGAAAUUUGGUUCCCAGCUGAAAUGCAGCAUACCAGUUCCAGUCCAAGGAGGACCCUUUUCUCCUCUCAAUUUCUUUCCCCGUCCAAAUAGGUCCUUCCCUCUGCUGAGCCAAGAAGAGCUGGUGGAGACCUUGGAUGGGAGCCCCUUUGACUUGAAUGACCUCAGCCCUGGUCUCUUUGUGAGCAGUGACUCCUCUAUGCCAGAUUCACAGCUGGUCCGAAGGAUAGUCUCGCAGGUGGAGUUCUACCUUUCUGAUGAGAACUUGUCCAAGGAUGCCUUCCUCCUGAAGCAUGUGCAAAAGAACAAAAUGGGCUAUGUGAGCAUUAAACUUCUGACAUCCUUCAAAAAGGUGAAAUAUUUAACCAGAGAUUGGCGAGUGACCCUCUAUGCUUUGCAGUUCUCAGAACUGCUGGAAGUCAAUGAGGAAGGGACAAAGGUGAGGAGGAGAAAACCCAUCCCAGAUUAUCUGGUGAACAUCCCUCCAAGCAAGAUGCUCCUGGCCUGGAAUCUCCUUCCAUACGAGCAAACAAUCCCUGCCUCCCUUCUCUUCCAGACAACAUUUCUUGACAAAAUCACCAAGCUGUUUGGGCCCUUUGGGGAUAUUUCCUCCAUUCGUAUCCUCCGUCCUGGCAAAAAGCUUCCUUCCGAUGUGAAGAAGUAUUCAUUACGGUAUCCAGAGCUGUUGACCAAAUGUUGUGCCUUGGUAGAAUAUGAGAGUUUAGAGAGUGCCCGAAAGGCUCUCGAAGAGCUUGGCCACAACCAAGCCUCCUCUUCUGGGGAAGUUAUAAAAGUAGUCAGCCUCUCUGGAAGAGGUUCCAAGAAGAAGAGUGCAGCCAGUCAAGAUGAUAGUGAGGAAGCUGAGGAGAUGGAGAAGCCUUCUGGGAAGUGGAACUAUAUGCUGCCGGAAGGCCUCCAGCAUGCCCUUGAUGAUUCCUUCUUUUACAGCUCAUCCACAGAGUCAGAUAGCACCCCGGUGUCUACUCCUAUUCUGCCUCGGAAUUUCCUAUCUGCUCCUGUCUGGUCCACCACCAACUUCUGCAAUUCUGCUAACCAGGUCUUCAAACAAAACUACUUCAGCAUGCCAUAUGCAGGUCAUCUCUCAUUGCACAAAUCCCUGCCUUGGCCUUUCUGCCCACCUCCUAUCCCUGCACCCAAGCUGGGCAAUGCCACUUCGGAAUCACGAAAGCCACCCGACUUCUGCUGGGACACUGGAGUAGGUACUGGGAACCCAUGGAUGCCCAAACGGCGUGGACCAGCCAGCAGUCAACAUCUUCCACAGAAACCUGACUCUGUGAGCACAGGAGCUGCUUCCAAAAGGAUGUCUGAAUUACAUGGUGCACGGCCAGGAGUGAUCCGCCUUCCUCAAGGGCCAGAUGGCACUAGGGGUUUCUACAAUACCAUUGGGAGGGGGAAAUUUAUCUUGAGACACUGAGUUUUCUCUCCUUCUGGGGGCUGUAAGCUUUAUAUAAGAGCAUGUGUAUCAUUUUGCAGAUGGGCUUAAAUUCAAAGGAUUCAGGAGUCUGAUCUGUCAGAACUGUAACACUAGGAAAAGUUACUACUUAAUGUAGGGCUGGCUUGCCUAGUGGGGGGCUAAAUUGUACAAAAUGCCAAGUAGAUUACUUUUUCACCUCUUCAGUUUGCCAUUCUUCCUUCAGUGCACUUUCAAGACUGUCCCUAGGUCAAUUUCUUUCCAACUUGUAUACCCAUUUCCAAGAUCUAAAAUUGUCUUUUUGACCCAGUAAAAGGGUUCUGUUGGUCUGUGUUGCCCCCUUUCUUUGCUGCCUUAUUUUUCUUUUGGAACUUGAUUUAUGGAAUGACGAUGACUAUGGAGGAUCAGUGAUAAAACAGAGAAUAUUAGAGUGGAGCUGUGCAACAUACUAGAUUUGGAAUGCCUUGUAUUUCUGUGCCUGUGAGAACUCGGAAUGAGUCAAUAAAAAGUGUGGAGACAUUCCAAAGA
Molecule: messenger RNA, 2257 nt
Organism: Anolis carolinensis (green anole)
Lineage: Eukaryota; Metazoa; Chordata; Lepidosauria; Squamata; Anolidae
Product: la-related protein 6
Exons: 4
Coding region: 272-1732 (486 amino acids)
Biological process (GO): RNA processing
Cellular component (GO): nucleus
Molecular function (GO): mRNA binding
Source: RefSeq, a predicted model, not a curated record